Benincasa hispida (wax gourd) is the source of this 3299-nucleotide messenger RNA. RefSeq names its product protein IQ-DOMAIN 2-like. The record is from RefSeq and is a predicted model, not a curated record. NCBI's taxonomy places the organism in Eukaryota, Viridiplantae, Streptophyta, Magnoliopsida, Cucurbitales, Cucurbitaceae. Gene Ontology annotation, molecular function: protein binding.
CAUAAUAUUAAUAACAAAAAAUCAAACCAUUAAUAUGCCCCUAAGCAAUCUUUAAAACAAGUGAUAAGUUGAUAUUGUGGAGUUAGCUUUUAGAAAAUGAAUAUUAAACGUGGCAAGUACCACAAACCACUAGAUAAUCAUUUUUCAAACAACGUCUGUCGUUCAUUUUUUUAAUCAUCUAAAUAAGUAAUUGUCAAGUGACUACCAAUAGAAAUGAAACUUUUUAAACAGUAGAGAUGCAAUUGAAACUAAACUCAAAGUUUUGAAGCAUUUUGAAUAAUUUAGCCAUUAAUAUAUUAAUUUCCACGAACAUCAUCUUAAUCCUAUCAUAGGUGACCCAAAUUACUAUGUACUUGUUUUUUUGUACAUCACAAAUGAAGAUUGGGAGUUCAAUUAACAUAAGCAUAGCAUGACCUACUACUACAAUUUCACGAUACAUUCCAAUACUUUUUGUUUCCUUUGAGCAGAAAACAUAUGGGAGUGAGGGUAUUUGAACUUCCAUAAUUUGGAUAUGAUAUACAUAUCAUCCAUAGGAGAGUGAUACCGACCUACAUUGGUUCGAUCGGUUUUGGUCAGUCAGCACGGUUUGUUGAAUUGUUUUGAUCACCCCUAGCAGGAACCCAUAAGAAUCACGUGCUAUAGUAUUUACUAGCUACAUACAAUCUAAAUCAAAAUCACAAUCAAAGGUUUUGAAAAGCAGAAAGAAACUGAGCAUCUAAUUAUGAUUCUAAGUUUCUAACACGGAUCCAAGAUCCAGCGACCAUCUGAUUCUUAUAGGCAGAAUCAGAUACUUUCCUUUGAAAGGGAGGGAAGAGUCAGAGGGAACUGGAAGUGCCAAUUGCGCUGACCUACAAGCUUCAAAUGUAUUAUUGUUUGUUUCCCAUGAAAAUAGAAGGAAGAAAAGGUCAUUUGUGUGGUUCAAAGUUCUUUGAGAUUUUUAUUCGUAGAUUUGUUUUCAAUGGGUUGAUAAUUUCUUGAAUAAUUUGCAAUUUUAAUAUCUGGUUGUUGUGAUAUGGUAACAGUAGGUCUCUGUUUUUGCAUAUUUUCAAGGUGACUUUGCUGACAUCUUAAGGAAAUGUUAGACAAGCUAAAAGGAUAUUGAACAGAAAAUUGUAACCAUCUUCCCCACCAAGCUUUAUUUGGCUUUAGUGUAAUGGGAUUUUAUCAACUUUUUCUUAACUGAACUGAAGCUAAGUAUUUAUAUGAUGUUGUAUCAGAUGUGAAAUUCCAUCUCUCCUGUCACUGUAAUUACAGGGUUUUUUUUUUUUUUAAUCUCUUCUUCAUAUUGACUUUAUUCCCUGAAGAACAUCGAGUAGAACAUAAUCAUAGACGGAUGGGAAGGAAAGGAAAUUGGUUUAAAACUUUGAAGAAAGCUCUCAGCUCCAGCUCCAAAAGGAAGAAAGACCAGAAGACUAAAGUGUCUGGGAAACAAAAACGCCCCAGUUCAGGUCUGUCUUCUUCAGUGACUACUGCAAACCAGAUAAGUCAGGUAGAAAAAGUAAAACCAACCUGUGAGGAGAAUGAAGACCACUGCAAAGCUCAUCAUGUUCCAAUUUCAAAUUCCACAGGCAUAGCUUCUAGUUCUGCUACCUCUGCCACUCGGUUUGUCCAGACCAUUACUGAGACUCAAUUCACCAGAAAAUCUAGAGAGGAAAUGGCAGCAAUCAAGAUUCAAUCAGUUUUUCGUGGAUACCUGGCAAGAUCGGAAAUACGAGCCUUAAGAGGAUUGUUGAGGUUGAAAUCAUUGAUGGAGAGUUUUGUUGUGGAUCGUCAAGCCAUGAACUCCAUUCGGUGCAUGCAAGUUUUUGUUCGUGUCCAUUCCCAGAUCCGAUCAAGGAGGUUGAGAAAGCUGGAGGAACAUCAAGCUCUGCAGAAACGGCUCCUACAAAAACAUACAAAAGAACUAGAGAUUUUUCAGGUUGGGAAAGGGUGGAAUGACAGCACACAAUCAAAGGAACAGAUUGAGGCUAAACUACAAAGCAAGCAUGAAGCAGCUAUGAGAAGAGAGAGAGCAUUGGCUUAUGCUUUUUCUCAACAGAAAAUCUCGAGAAAUUCUUCAAGGUCAAUAAAUCCACUAUUCACAGAUCCGAACAAUCCCACCUGGGGUUGGAGCUGGUUGGAGAGAUGGAUGGCAGCUCAAGAAUGGGGGGACGUGAGCUCUGGCAUUGCUUGUGGAGAAAUCAAUAAAGCCAAUGCUCAAUCUGAACUGACCUCCGAGACAAAUUUGCCAACUGUAAGCCAAUCCGAAAGCCAUAGAUAUACCUUCAAGCCCUUCUCACCUUCUAAUAGACGAAGGUCAGUCGAAGAGACGAAGAAAUUGAAAUCGUCAAGCAGAAAAAAGAAGUCGGUUCCAGAAAUUGAAGGAUUCGGACUGACCUUGGAGGCAAAUUCGCCAACAGCAAGCCGAUCCGAAAGCAAUAGAUAUACUUUCCCGUCCCCCUCAACUCCUUCAGCGCAAAGGUCAGUUGCAAAAGGAACGAAAUCAAAGCAAUUAGGCGCAAGAAAUAACUGGAUUCCAGAUUAUGACUGCAAGAGCUUGGCGAGUAUACAAUCAAACAAGUCACUUAGGCAUAGCAAUGGAGGACCUAGAUCAUCCUUAUGGGACGAAGAAAGCCAAACCAGAUCACCAAUUCUUCCAAGUUACAUGGAUCUCACUGAAUCUUCAAGAGCGAAAUCUAGGUUGCAGAGUCCAAUUGAGAUGGAGAAUAAUGAAGCUCGAGGAAGGACGUCGUUUAGUUCUUCUGCUAAGAAACAUUUGUUAUAUCCGCCAUCUCCGGCCAGGUCGAGGCGGUAUUCCGAUCGUCUGAAGAUGGAUUAUGGCUUGAAUGAAUAAAAUGGCAGAAGCAAGGGGGAGAUCGUUUGAAAUUUGAUCGCGUCAAGAAAAAAGCGGCACGUUAAUGGUGGGAAGAUCGCCAUGAAAUCCGCCAUUUUCUUUCUUACAGUUGCAUUGCAACUGUAUUUCGUUUCGUUAUGGAUCAAUAAUGUUACAUUUUAUACUUUUUAUAAUUUUAUAUUUUUCUAUUUUGCCCUUUUUAAGAUGUUCAUUCUUUUCGUGGAGAUGGAGCCACCAUCAACCCGCUUGAGGCAAGGAUGGAUGGAAGUUGGAACGGAUGCGAAGAAUACAUAUAUUCUCCAUCCUCGUUUCCCAUUCCACCACCUCGUUUAUUUGCUUUCUUAUUUUUUUAAAAAAAUAUUAUAUAUACACGCAUGUAUAUCUAUCUAUAUGUUCCAAUCAAUUAUUAAACUCUUAUGUAUAGAUAAUGAUAUGGGUUAUUUUUAAAUAUAGAAAAAUAAAUUAA